AUGAUCCACACGGGCGAGAAGCCGCACAAGUGCGCCGUGUGCGGGCAGGCCUUCAUACAGAAGUGCGCGCUCAACCGCCACAUGAAGGACCUGCGAAACCACCGCAUGAUCCACACGGGCGAGAAGCCGCACAAGUGCGCCGUGUGCGGGCAGGCCUUCAUACAGAAGUGCGCGCUCAACCGCCACAUGAAGGACCUGCGCAACCACCGCAUGAUCCACACGGGCGAGAAGCCGCACAAGUGCGCCGUGUGCGGGCAGGCCUUCAUACAGAAGUGCGCGCUCAACCGCCACAUGAAGGACCUGCGCAACCACCGCAUGAUCCACACGGGCGAGAAGCCGCACAAGUGCGCCGUGUGCGGGCAGGCCUUCAUACAGAAGUGCGCGCUCAACCGCCACAUGAAGGACCUGCGCAACCACCGCAUGAUCCACACGGGCGAGAAGCCGCACAAGUGCGCCGUGUGCGGGCAGGCCUUCAUACAGAAGUGCGCGCUCAACCGCCACAUGAAGGACCUGCGCAACCACCGCAUGAUCCACACGGGCGAGAAGCCGCACAAGUGCGCCGUGUGCGGGCAGGCCUUCAUACAGAAGUGCGCGCUCAACCGCCACAUGAAGGACCUGCGCAACCACCGCAUGAUCCACACGGGCGAGAAGCCGCACAAGUGCGCCGUGUGCGGGCAGGCCUUCAUACAGAAGUGCGCGCUCAACCGCCACAUGAAGGACCUGCGAAACCACCGCAUGAUCCACACGGGCGAGAAGCCGCACAAGUGCGCCGUGUGCGGGCAGGCCUUCAUACAGAAGUGCGCGCUCAACCGCCACAUGAAGGUUGGUUGUAUGGUACACUGCUACUAA
Messenger RNA from Ostrinia nubilalis (European corn borer), 849 nucleotides. Its product is annotated as zinc finger protein 85-like. Gene Ontology annotation, biological process: regulation of transcription by RNA polymerase II. Gene Ontology annotation, molecular function: RNA polymerase II cis-regulatory region sequence-specific DNA binding; DNA-binding transcription factor activity. The record is from RefSeq and is a predicted model, not a curated record. Bases 1 to 849 code for a protein of 282 amino acids. The transcript is spliced from 8 exons. NCBI's taxonomy places the organism in Eukaryota, Metazoa, Arthropoda, Insecta, Lepidoptera, Crambidae.